Molecule: messenger RNA, 897 nt
Organism: Durio zibethinus
Lineage: Eukaryota; Viridiplantae; Streptophyta; Magnoliopsida; Malvales; Malvaceae
Biological process (GO): defense response to other organism
Cellular component (GO): plasma membrane
Source: RefSeq, a predicted model, not a curated record
AAGUUGCGGCAAUGAAUCUUACAACAUUUGAAGCAGAAGAAAAGAACAGAACUUGAAUCUUUCAGAUGUCUUGAGUUUCAUCCAAGAAACCUUAAAGUCCAUCGAAGGGAAUAGACAGAGAAAAAAGCAAAUAAAAGAAAUUAAAGAACAAAGACAACAGAAAAUAUUUCAACAUUCUCUUAUCUAUAUAUAAGUUCAUUAGGCAAAAUAUUCCCUAACUUUUUACCCUGUAUAAAGCAGCAUUCAACAUUCUGACUUCAGAGUUCAGAUCAUACAGUCCUUAAAAAAAUGGCUAAUGGCAAUACAGCACCGGCCACCCAACAGCAAAGAAGACAUUUUAACCUAGUAAGAAAUGUUGCCACUUGCUUGCUAGCCCUUUUUGUUCUUGUUGGUCUAGCCGUGCUGAUCGCUUGGCUUGUCAUUAGGCCAAAAAGGUUUGUUUACACCCUUGAAAAUGGUUCAGUCCAAAAUUUCAACCUAACCGAUAACCAUCUCAAUGCUACGUUCGAUUUUGUUCUUAAGGCAUAUAAUCCUAAUAGCAGAGUCUCUCUUUACUAUGAUUACAUGGAGACAACGGUGACGUACGAAGCUCAAACUGUAGCGUUCAAUACGAUCGACCCCUUCUUUCAACCCCAUAGGAAUGUGAGUCGAGUAGAAGCGAAGCUCGUGGCUCUGAAUUUGGCAUUGUCACCAUCAACAUUUAAGGAUCUCAGGAUUGAAAAAUCAUCCGGGGAGAUUGAAGUUGAUGUUCAUUAUAAGUCAAGGAUUCGGUUGAAGGUAGGUAUAUGGAAGUCUAAUCAUCGUAUUCUAAGGAUUGUGUGUCCCUCCGUGAUAGUGCACUUAUCUUGGUACAGACAUUUUGAUAAGAUACCAUGUGAAAUAGAACCUUAGUGCAGA